This is a messenger RNA of Armigeres subalbatus, 389 nucleotides long. RefSeq lists its product as uncharacterized. The record is from RefSeq and is a predicted model, not a curated record. NCBI's taxonomy places the organism in Eukaryota, Metazoa, Arthropoda, Insecta, Diptera, Culicidae.
CGCUUGACCUCACACCGGUCAAGUAUAGCGAUAAGCUGAUGAACAGCAUCUGGGGCCUCUACAAUCGCUAUUCACCGCACAACUUCAAGAAGAACAACGGUUCCAGCGAGCAGUACUUUGGCAUGCAACAGCCAUUUGCUGUUGCAUGCGCCGCUUCAGAGCCAUCGAAUUCUGAAGCCAAGUACGGCCCAAACAAGAAGUGAGGAGGUGCUUUUUGGGAGCCGUUAGUUCGUUAGUUGGAACUAGAAUGUAGUGAUAUAUAGAUGUGGUAUCCACCGUGAUAUGUUUGUUUGGCGUAGGGUUUCAAAAUUUAUGACUUUUUUUUAUAAUUAUACGAGAACAAAGAAUCUAAUAAAGUAUAUGAUAAUAUGCUCAUAGAUAGGAACACA